Messenger RNA from Botrytis byssoidea, 813 nucleotides. RefSeq lists its product as uncharacterized. Bases 1 to 813 code for a protein of 270 amino acids. Lineage: Eukaryota; Fungi; Ascomycota; Leotiomycetes; Helotiales; Sclerotiniaceae. The transcript has a single exon. The record is from RefSeq and is a predicted model, not a curated record.
AUGCCUGUCACUAUCAGGAAGAUUGUGUACGCUUGCAGUCACGAGCUGCCCAACCCGAGCUUUCAAGCUCCAAAGAAGCCCUCGAUGAUGAAGCGUAUCAAGCGAGCCCUCACGAUCACCGAAACAAUCCGCACACCCUCCUUGGAGUUGUGUCCGUAUUGUCAACGGGAGGAAGAAGAGAAGGCGCAACGAGACGCCGAGAAACGUAGAACACAGGCGCCUACGCGAUCGGAGACGAGCCCCCGACAUGGCCACCCUCUGCCACCUGCACAACGACCACAAACGAUUCCCAGCCAACUAAGACGGUACAACACCGUAGCUGCGCAAAGACCGGUAUCACCGGUAUCGCCAGUCUCGCCGGUCUCGGAAAGGGGGUUUGAAUCGGACGCAGACCUGAACUCCGGUCUUCCUUCCCGGAAUCCCUACCGGGAUUCCAACAUGGAACGUCUCACAGCAGAGUACCAUGCACGGGACAUGGAAGAACGGUUAAGGGAUAGUCUUGCACGGGAGUCGCCGGCGGAUAAGAGAGCGCGGUUGUUUCGGGAGGAGAAAGUCCGGAAGGAGUGGAAAGCGCGAGAUGCGGCGAGAGAGUACAAUGAGUUCAUCAAGAACCAAGCGCCACCGGCUGCUCGUCCUACGGAUCUCAAGGAGCUCUUUAUCCAAGCUCGCACCCCUCACACCUCCAUGGCGCCUCCGAAGGAAGCCGAGGCCCCGAAACUUGAUCUACGCGCCAGAGCGGCGAAGAUCAAAGAGGAGAAGGCGAUCAAGGAGCAGAGGACAAAAGCUCGUUGUCAGCUCGUGCGGAAGGAGUAA